AGCGUUGAGAGGCCCAGACUUCCCUCUCCCCAGCCACCUGAGCCAGCUCCUCCGGGUAAAUCCCAAGGGGUUCCCCGGCCAGGUCCGGUAAGAAGUCCGCUCCGACAGCUUCUGGCGUUUUUAAAAAGUAUCCCAGGGGCACGGUAAGGGUCGGAGAUGUUUAGUCUAUUUAAUUUCUGACUAUAUAAAACGAUUUCUUCGGUUUUAAAGUGUGAAGUAAACUACGACGAAUUAAAAUCCAAGCUGAUCCUGUUCAUGUUCAUGUUUACAUCCGUGUUUGUUUAGCUUCUUUUACCUGCCAAUAUGGCGUCUACUAACUGAGAGUCACGUGGGGUCCGGAGCUCUAUAGAGUCCAAGUGUGCCUUUAACUAACCAUUGUGUCAUCCUAUGGAUUUUGUUUUGUAGGGCACAGCUGUAAUGCCCAUCCUGACCUCUGUGUUGUUUGACAAAACUGAGUGGGAGACUCCAGACACCUUCAAUCCUGGUCACUUCCUGGAUGCCAGUGGGAAGUUUGUGAAGAGAGAAGCCUUCCUUCCCUUCUCAUCUGGGAAACGUGUGUGUCUUGGGGAAGGCCUCGCCAAGAUGGAGCUCUUUCUAUUUUUGGUUGGCUUGCUGCAAAAGUUCUCCUUUUCUGCUCCUGAAGGAGUCGAGCUGAGUGCAGAAGGAAUAACUGGAGUUACACGUGUUCCUGCUCCCUUCAAAGUGUGUGCCAGAGCUCGCUGAGCCGUGCCCCAGAUAGCAAAAAUUGGUUGAAUAAACAUUGAAAUAAUGUUUUGCAGAAACAUUGAAAUUACAUUGAAUCCUGAUGUUGAAAUUAUAUUGAAAGUGUCCACUGCGCUUUUUGUUGAAUCAUCAUUGAAUUUUCAACCAUGCAGACAUUGAAUCAAUGGUGAUUCAACCAUCAUCUAAAUGUGUAUCUACAUUAAAACUUUAGUUGAUUCAA
Nothobranchius furzeri (turquoise killifish) is the source of this 943-nucleotide messenger RNA. The record is from RefSeq and is a predicted model, not a curated record. NCBI's taxonomy places the organism in Eukaryota, Metazoa, Chordata, Actinopteri, Cyprinodontiformes, Nothobranchiidae.